Messenger RNA from Microthlaspi erraticum, 453 nucleotides. Lineage: Eukaryota; Viridiplantae; Streptophyta; Magnoliopsida; Brassicales; Brassicaceae. The record is from the annotation of a GenBank genome assembly.
AUGAAGAAUAACGCGGAUAAAAAGUGCAGGGACGUUGAGUUUGACGUGGGAACUUGGGUUUUUCUGAAACUAAAGCCGUACAGGCAGUUGUCGGUGGCACGGUGUGUUUGUCAGAAGCUCGCGGCAAAAUACUUUGGCCCUUUUGAGGUGGUUGAGCGAGUGGGAAAAGCAGCUUAUCGCUUGAACCUUCCCCUUGAUGCGAAGAUACAUUCCGUGUUUCAUGUCUCGCAGUUGAAACAGGGCAGCCUAGAGUUGCUAGUUCAGUGGGUUGGUCAGUCAGCGGAGGAUGGCACUUGGGUUCGCGCUAAGGAAUUCAGGAAGCAGUACCCGGAGUUUGAGCUUGAGGACAAGCUGGUUGAUAAAGAAGGGGGUAUUGAUAAGCUAGACCAAGUCUACAUUCGCAAAAAGAAGAAGAAUGAGGAGCUAAGUGAGGAAUUGGCAGCACAAGAAUGA